AUGUCUACGAUAUAUUCAGAGCCUGAGGUGGAACGGUUUCUGAACAAUUUCAGCGAGCUCCAUUCUGCCAGAGAACAGGAAAACCGUGCCCGGCUUCAGAGUCUGGAGCAGGAGGUGGAUCAGAAACGUAGACAAUAUGAGCUGUCUCCAAAGAAAAAGCCUCUUGUGCCAAAAAAGGCAGCCAAUCUCGACCGCAAAGUCAAGGUGGAGCUGGAAAGGAAGGAGGUUGAGGAUUUUGUGCGCACCGUGGAGCUCGAAAAGCCCAUUGAGAAACCCAACGCUCCAAAACCAAUAAAAUUCGAGGAUGUGAUGAAACAGCCUAUCUUCACUUCACCGGUCGAAAAGAGUACCCCUACGCAGGAAAAAAUCGCCGUUGUCAAGCCCAAGCCACAGCCAAAACCAGAGGUGAUAGAUUUUCGGGCCUCCUUGAAGCCUGCCAAACAGCCCAUUCCGCAAUCCAAACAGAAACUCUCAGUCCCUGUGCUGACAAGCACCGUCGCAAAAACAACAGAAAACCCGCCGCCAUUUCUGGGGGUUCAGCUCUCGCCCACGAAAAAGACGUUCUCAGCCCCAGAAAGCAAAAAGCCCGAGGCCCUGAACAAACUGGGUGCUCUGAAACCGGCAGCUCCAGUAUCGAAAAAGCCAUCAGAGACGCCCGAAGCGCUCGCCAAACUUUCGUCGCUUGCAAAGGCCAAGCCGGCUCCUAAACCUGCGCCACCUAAGCCAGAGGCCCUGCUCAUGCUCUCGAGUCUGAAGAAAACCAAGGAACCAGUGCCGGUCCAGAAGCUGCCACCAAGAGCGAAAACCGAGCCCCAGAUGGGCAUUCCGCUGCCAGGGCUUGCUCAGCCGCACGCUUUUGUCUCCAGGGCGAUGACAGAACCAAAGAAACCCGCGCUGGACACGUCAGAAUUCGACAAACAGGGGCGGCCACUGGAGCACGUGACCAAGAGCAGAGCCAAGGGUCCUAAGCGCAGGCCUCCGAAGGCCAACAAGUACGGAGAGGUGGCUGUGCAGCACAAGAAGACGCCGCCGCCGAUACGCAAGUCGUCGCGCCAGGUGUCUAGCAGCGAGCUGUUUAUAUAG
Molecule: messenger RNA, 1083 nt
Organism: Ogataea parapolymorpha DL-1
Lineage: Eukaryota; Fungi; Ascomycota; Pichiomycetes; Pichiales; Pichiaceae
Exons: 1
Coding region: 1-1083 (360 amino acids)
Source: RefSeq, a predicted model, not a curated record